This is a messenger RNA of Myotis brandtii (Brandt's bat), 3814 nucleotides long. RefSeq names its product signal-regulatory protein alpha (gene SIRPA). Gene Ontology annotation, cellular component: plasma membrane. NCBI's taxonomy places the organism in Eukaryota, Metazoa, Chordata, Mammalia, Chiroptera, Vespertilionidae. Gene Ontology annotation, biological process: positive regulation of T cell activation; positive regulation of phagocytosis. The annotation marks the transcript as partial. The record is from RefSeq and is a predicted model, not a curated record. The transcript has 10 exons.
AUUGCUGUGUCCUGUACCUGGGCAGGAGGGGCAGGUGCGGAGCUGCAGGUGAUUCAGCCUCACAAGUCAGUGUCUGUCGCAGCUGGAGAGACGGCCACUCUGAGCUGCACCGUGACCACCCUGACCCCCGUGGGGCCCGUCGUAUGGUUCAGAGGGACAGGGCCAGGCCGGGAGUUAAUCUACAGUUUCAAAGGAGGCCACUCUCCCCGAGUAACAAGUGUUGCAGACCCCACGAAGAGAGAAAACUUGGACUUUUCCAUCCUCAUCGGUAACAUCACCCCAGCAGACACAGGAACCUACUACUGUGUGAAGUUCCAGAAAGGAGGUGGUGAUGACAUGGAGUUCAAGUCUGGGGCAGGCACUCAGCUCACAGUGAGUGCCAAACCCUCUCGCCCUGUGGUAUCUGGCCCCACGGGCAGGUCGCCGCCUGGGCAGACAGUGAGCUUCACCUGCAACUCCCACGGCUUCUCCCCUAGAAACAUCAUCCUGAAAUGGUUCAAGGAUGGGAAUGAGCUCCCAGCCUCCCAGACCACCGUGCACCCAGAGGGAGACAGCCCUUCCUACAACGUCUCCAGCACAGCCAGGGUGCUGCUGGCCCCGGGGGAUGUUCGCUCCCAGGUCAUCUGCCAGGUGGCCCACGACACCCUAAAGGGGGACCCUCCUCUUCGUGGGACUGCCAACUUGUCUGAGGCCAUCCGAGUUCUGCCCACCUUGGAGGUUACCCAGCACAAGGUGUCAGAGAAACAGAAGAACGUCACCUGCCUGGUGAAGAACUUCUACCCCCAGCGCCUACAGCUGACCUGGCUGGAGAACGGAAACACGUCCCGAACAGAAACGGCCCCGACCCUCGUAGAGAACAAGGAUGGGACCUUCAGCGGGUGGAGCUGGCUCCUCGUGAAUCUGUCUGCCCACAGGGAGGAUGCGAUGCUCACCUGCCAGGUGGAGCACGAUGGGCAGCCGGCCAUCACCAAAACCAUCACCGUGGAGGCCCUGGCUCACCAGAAGGACCCAGAUGAAUCCUCUGCUGAUCCUGGGAAGCUGAAGGGCAUCUUCAUCGCGGUGGGCGUGGUGUGUGCCCUGCUGGUGGCCCUGCUGAUCGCCGCCCUCUAUUUCCUGCGAGUCCGACAGAAGAAAGCCAAGGGCUCCACUUCUUCUACAAGGCUGCAUGAGCCCGAGAAGAACGCCAGAGAAAUAACCCAGACCCAGGACAACAAUGACAUCACAUAUGCAGACCUGAACCUGCCCAAGAGGAAGAAGUCGGCCCCCCGGGCCGCUGAGUCCAACAACCACACGGAAUAUGCCAGCAUUCAGGCCGUCCGACCGCCCGCGCCUGAGGACACCCUUACCUAUGCCGACCUGGACAUGGUCCACCUCAACCGGGCCCCCAAGCAGCCAGCCCCCAAGCCCGAGCCAUCUCACUCGGAGUAUGCCAGCGUCCAGGUCCAGAGGAAGUGAACGGGGCCUCGGUCGUCUCUGGGCCUGUGCCCAGGAGCCUUCCUGUCCCCCGUGGGGCAGCCACCCCAGUUCCUGGAGGGCCGGGGUGGUGCAGGUCUUGGGACCCAAGGAUGAGGCUGGAUCUUGUCUCCCCAACCCGCUUGGCUCUCUAGCAUUUCCAGGGUGGCCACAGCCCCCCCCACAUUGCCACACAUGGAGGCCGAUGCUGCCAGACCAGCUGGGGAACCCACGUGGGAACUGGCCGGAGCUGCCAGGGGUCCAGGAAUUCUCAUGCCUCUCUCCAUCAACCAAGGGUCUUGGCCACGGUCUUGGCGACUCUUGACAGCCUCCUAGAUGCUUUGCAGCCUGAUCUUCCAAGGUGAGGAGGGAGAAAACCUCACCUGCUCCUCCCACCACCACCACCACCAUCCAGCUGGGGCUCUGGGAAAAGUUCUGUGUCGAUUCAACUGCCCCAUCCAUGGAGAAUCCAGAAAACAAAUUCUGGGACCACAUCCCGAGACUCGGUGAGGUUGCUGCCAACGGUCCUGCAUCCCGGACUGACACGUCACAAGCCCUGGGGAGGAGGGGACCCGCCAGGGAAUCCUCCACCACCACCAGGACUGAGUAACAAGACCCUCCUCCUCCUGCCCUCCGAGACUCCAUGAGGACCAGCAACCUGACCGUCACGCUCCACCUGGACCCGCCUCGCCUUCUAGACCUGAGCUUGCUUCCUCCAGCUAGCACUAACUCAGCAACAGCUCGCUGUGGACGCCUGUAAAUUAUUGAUAAAUGUGAAACGUGCAAUCUUGAAACUGAGGUGUAAGAAAAAUUUGAUCUGUGGUGUUUUGUUUUGUUUUGUUUUCUUAAAACAACGGCAGCAUUAUCUUGGCUCUUUGUCAUGUGUUGAAGUACAUGGUUGGGUCUUGUGCCGUCCAAGGUUUAGCAGUUGGUUCCUGGAGGGAAUAUCCUACAGCAGAAAACGAGUUCCUCCAUGUCCCAGAGCCCCGAGGAUGGGGAAGAAGGUUCCGUUCUGGCGGCUCCGUGGAGAUGCUUAGCCUUCUUUCUCUCCAGGACUAAAUUGGCCACGUUCUCAGCCAAGCCACGUGGCUGGUACUACUGCCUUCCUGCCCUGGGCGCGGUAAGUCGGAACCAGCCAGUGCUUCUGCAGGCUGCCUCCUCCACCCUGCGGUCUUGUCCGCACCUCAUGCCUCAGUCUGCUCACCUGGACAGGGGAGAGGAAGGUGCCUUCCCUCCCCACCAUUCCUCAUAAGCACUUUAGGGCCAUGCAGGGUAGGAAGCUGUGCCUGGCUUUCCCCCCACCCACCACCCCCCACCCCUUAGCGACCUCCCCCCAUUCCAGCUCUCUGAACUGAUCUCUGCAAGAGAAAUCUUCCAUUUCUGCUCUCAAACCCUAUUGGGAUCAAACUGGAAUAAAUCCAAGACAGACAAGCAGUCUGGGCAGCUGUAAGGCCAGGACUGACCCACCGUUCUGUCCCUCUAUCUCGGGAGGUUGGGCAGAAGCUGUGAACCACUGUCCUCUGACCCCCUUCCCUCCCCCUCUUCCAAUUCAGCAAGGGUGCCUGGCUGGGCCCAGGGCAAGCAAAAGGUACACGCUGUGUGUUCGGUCUCCACGUGUAACUGAUCAGCUCUUAGAACUGAGACACUAAUCCUCGCUGCUCCCCGCUCCGCCCCCGCCGGGGUCCGGAGGUUUGGUGCCCAAGGGAUUGCUGCUCAGGCCAGCAGAGCAAGAGAGAAGCUGACCCAUCCUGCCCGUCAGCGUGGCCUAUGGAUGGGACUCUGGGAGCUCAGCGCAGGCCCAGCUCUCUGGGGGACCGUGAGUUGGUGUGUUUGACAUGAUGGCAUUCAGGAAUGCGCUGAGCCAACAGGCCAUGUGGGCAGCGUUGGCCCAACGAGCUAGCGAUUCUCUGCGGCAUCUGGGAGCGCAGCGUCCCAGCCACCUGCCUCGGACUGUUCCCAAAUUCCAAAAGGUUGGCUUGUGAACCUUCGUCUCCCUGUCUUCUGCCCAGAGAAAACGCAGACACGCGGACACACACUCACGCGGAAUCUCGAAAGAAUGUUUCCUUGGUGCCAUUUUAAUUUAAUUUAAUUUAAUUUUGAAUUUUGGAAGGGGAGUGAGGGAAGGAGGCCAAGGGAGCCGUGUCGUUCUAGCUCCAGGCUGGCAGCCUGGAGAUGCUCCUACCUUGUGUAUCGAACCGCAGGAAAAGGAAGAGGUCGAGACAACAGUGCGGAAGGAGCGUGGUUUGGAGGGUUUAUUUUAAGACUGCUGGGAAGGAAACAGGCCCCAUUUUGUAUAUAGUUGCAACUUAAACUUUUUGGCUUGCAAAAUAUUUUUGUAAUAAAGAUUUCUGGGUAACAACGA